AUGGUUUGGCAGAUUUGUCUAUUCAUCUUUUUGGCUACUAGUUGUUCUGAUGGACGUUUUCUCCCCAGUUCAAUUUUGGAAAAGGUAGCCAAAUCUAUAGAAAUGCUGGAGAAAGAAUUCAACACCAGUCUGCCUGAUGUCGCUGAGGGUCCACCUCUUUUUAUAGGUCUACUGAAGAGCGAACUAUGGGAAAAUGCCAAAGAAAAAAAUAUCUUAUUUGCCCAGGUGAUCUCCAUGUACUGGAAAAUGCUGAGCAAUUCAAGCAAAACACAAACCUCAGAUUACAUCAAGGAUUUAUUAGAAGCCCUGAAUGAAUAUAAUGUACAAUACAAUAAAAGCCUGCAGAAAGCAAACGAUAUAAUUGCAUUGUCAAAGCUUCCGAUGCACGAGUUGAAAAUCAAGCGCAAGGCAGCAGCAGAGAUUUACCUGGUUUUGCGGGAGGUGAACAUAGAAGAGAACAAACGAAAGAGGAAGAGAAGACAAAAUCCCCAAGGGCAGAAGGCAUACAGACCACAUCUCAGAGGAUAG
Elgaria multicarinata webbii is the source of this 528-nucleotide messenger RNA. Its product is annotated as interferon gamma-like. Bases 1 to 528 code for a protein of 175 amino acids. Gene Ontology annotation, cellular component: extracellular region. Gene Ontology annotation, biological process: humoral immune response; adaptive immune response. Lineage: Eukaryota; Metazoa; Chordata; Lepidosauria; Squamata; Anguidae. The transcript is spliced from 4 exons. The record is from RefSeq and is a predicted model, not a curated record. Gene Ontology annotation, molecular function: type II interferon receptor binding; cytokine activity.